This is a messenger RNA of Cuscuta campestris, 1232 nucleotides long. Lineage: Eukaryota; Viridiplantae; Streptophyta; Magnoliopsida; Solanales; Convolvulaceae. The record is from the annotation of a GenBank genome assembly.
CUCGUUCCCCUCCACUCGCUCAACUCAUUGAAACUCCUCCCGUCGGCCCAGAAUCCAGGCGUUUUCUACAAAAUUGAUGCCGGAAUCUGACGUCAUGCCCUCCGGGGAGGCGGCGUCGAAGUCACCUCUGGACAAGCCGCUCGAUCAGCUCACCGAAGAAGACAUUUCUCAACUCACUCGCGAAGAUUGCCGCCUUUACCUCAAAAAGAAUGGUAUGAGAAGGCCUUCCUGGAACAAAUCACAGGCAAUUCAGCAAGUGAUAUCGCUGAAGAGGCUCCGAGAACCGUCGCCGGAUUCCCAUGCCGGUGCUAGCAAGAGGCUGUACAUUCCUCCCGUCGCUACUGCUAACGUGGCCCGUGUCCCGCAAGUAGCUGUUGCCGAAGCAGAAGUCUCCGAUUCUGCAGAAGAAGCUGUUUGGACCAGUAGAAAUGAUGUAGAGAAGCCUAAUAUUUCUGGUCAAACACCAGCCCCUCCAGCAGCUGCUGCCAACAAGUCAGCUCAAUCCAGGAUAAUAUCUGGUUUAACGGAUAUUCUGGUCGGACAAAUGACAAUCUUCUAUUGUGGCCAGGUGAAUGUCUAUGAUGAUGUACCCGCUGAUAAGGUACAGGCAAUCAUGCAUCUUGCUGGAAGCCCAAUCCAUGUGCCUCCUGACUGUCCAGCACAACAUUUAGUUUCCCACUUACACCCUUCAGAUGUUGAAGCAGUUAAAAAAAGUGGCAACUCUCAUGUACAAAUGGAAGACAGUGGUCCAUUUUAUGAAGAUAAUCCCGUUGAGGGGUCAGGAAGUAGGAAGGCGUCAGUAAAGAGAUACCUUGAGAAGCGAAAGGACAGGUUCAAGAACAAGAGAAGGGCAGAAGUGUCUUCUUCCCCUAGUUUGGAUAUCUAUUUGAAGCCUCAAAUGCCACACCAUACCGCCAAUGAACACUCAGACAACACGGAGCGAACUAUGGAAAGGAGGUUGACGUAGGUAGGGAGGAGACUUGUAGUAUGUCCUCGUGCCAUGAGAACCAAAUCAUAUGUAAGUUCCAUUUCGACUUUCGCAUUAGGUAGACGUGACAAGAGAUGCACACGGGGGCAUGAAUUUCCCCCACGUAAUGGUUUUUUUGGAUGCAUUAUGAUAUAUGUAUUAGGUAAAUAUGUAGAUCCAUCUUCUUGAUAUGCAAACAAAACAUCUAGCUACGCAGGCUCCCACAUAAUGUUGAGUUAGAAAUGGCUUGUUUGAUUUUCGCAUU